Messenger RNA from Galdieria sulphuraria, 1075 nucleotides. RefSeq lists its product as uncharacterized. The transcript has a single exon. The record is from RefSeq and is a predicted model, not a curated record. The coding region runs from base 108 to 386 and encodes 92 amino acids. Lineage: Eukaryota; Rhodophyta; Bangiophyceae; Galdieriales; Galdieriaceae.
UAUCUUCAGAGUCAAACCAAGACUCUAGUCGGACACGAUGACAUCAAUGUGUGCACUUGUGUAACAUUGUUGAAGUUCAACCAAUCUUUCCUGAGUUUCUUUUAGAGAUGCUUUGUAUACUUUCCAAACGCAAGCUGUUUGCACAAAAUGUUGUGUCUCCUUUUCGCUUUUUGAAAGCUACAACUACCACUACUUUGAACAGAAUGACUUUCAGUGUGUUGGGAAAAAAACAGAUCAGCAGCACUCUUGGCACGCAAAUACUGUUUCACACAAGUCGCCUUAUUUCCCAUUCAUACCGUACUACUAAGGUUACCCUCCUUUCCAACUAUAUUACAAACCAAAGACGAUUUGCAAUAAAUGCCUUUCAGAAACACCAUCAAUACUAGUUCCAACUUUAUCACUCUUACUACUAAAAUAUCGUUUUAGACAUAUUUCACCUUCGGCAAACCCAGUAAUUCAUAAAGACAAAGGCGUUUCUCAGAACGGACUAAUAGCUACAGUCGCCAUCGUCAAAACAUUUUACCAGGUGGAUACAACCAUGACUUUCAACAGUGUCCUUUUGCUUGCUUUAUUUCAUGGUUCCCAACAAGUUGAGUAUACUUUGAACUGAAAACUUUUCCCUUGCUAUAAAAAAGCAAGUCUAUUCAGCUUUCGUUUUCAAUAACUGUCAAACCUUAUGGGUGUCGUUUUUCCGCAAAUAAUAUUUCAAAAGACAUAUUUGAAUCAAUAGAAUUGAUCUAAAAGCACAACAAUAUAAAAAAUCAUUAAAAAUACCUUCCUACGUUAUCCUGAGAAAUGAAUUUGUUUUACAAAAAGUGCAAAUAUCGUUUACACUCAAAAACCUGUUGCAAAGCUACAGACCGAUUUCUCCAUCGCAAAAAGAGUCACAUAGAAGACCAAAAAAUACCAUACGGAAUAUAAUUCUGUGUACUGACUAAAAGACUCAACUGAGAGUCUGGCUGGUUUCUUGUUCUUGCAGAAUAUCUUGGAAAUAUCAACCCAAAGACUGUUUCUCAACAACAGACUACAAGAUUAGACUAUCAACUGCUAAUACAUACGCAAAAAUGCUCUGAAA